Molecule: messenger RNA, 1326 nt
Organism: Athalia rosae (coleseed sawfly)
Lineage: Eukaryota; Metazoa; Arthropoda; Insecta; Hymenoptera; Athaliidae
Gene: Vps36
Product: vacuolar protein-sorting-associated protein 36
Exons: 6
Coding region: 110-1321 (403 amino acids)
Biological process (GO): protein transport to vacuole involved in ubiquitin-dependent protein catabolic process via the multivesicular body sorting pathway
Cellular component (GO): ESCRT II complex; late endosome membrane
Molecular function (GO): phosphatidylinositol-3-phosphate binding; ubiquitin binding
Source: RefSeq, a predicted model, not a curated record
GAACAAAUAAUUUAAUACUCGCUAACUCAACCUAACCCUGAAUAAACCUCAACUGAAUAUAAACGAGAGUACUGGACGUCCGAAAAAUUUAUAUAAUUUUUCUGUCGAAAUGAAUAGAUUUGAAUACGCUGAAGCGCGGCUUCAGCUAAACGAGAUAUUUCUGAAGCGAGAAAAAGCUGUAAAACUUUACGAUGGAGACUCGAAGACGUCUUUCGAGGGUGGUGAAGUGGUGUUGACAAAUCACAGAAUUCUAUGGGGAAGACCUGGUGACAUACCUCGAGGGCUUACGUGCCUCUCAUUAUCUCUGAGGUACAUAAUAUUCUUUGAGGAGGAAAGUCCCGGAGCAUUUUCUUUUGGCAGAAGCAAAAAAAUUAUUUUACACCUGGCUGAACCUGCUGUUGACAAGAUGCCUGGGCCUGUUAAUCACAGCGCUAAUAACUACAUAAAACUAUCGUUCAAAGAAGGAAUGGAUCCCAAUAUUAUUUCAUGCAUUGCCGACGCUAUUACUAAAAGAGCCUGGGAAUUAGUCACUACCAUUACCCCCAUUUCCUACUCACCAGGUGGUUCUGCUCACAUGAAAGCAAACCAACCCCCGCAAUUGCCAGUCAUUAAAACGAGGACAGGUAUUGUCGGUAUCGAACGAAGCUUGCAGGAAAAGCAAAAGGCUACCGACGAGAGUAUAUCCAUGGCCUUCCAGGACCUGCACAAGCUUAUGGAAAUGGCCAAGGAUAUGGUCGCAAUUUCCAAGACUAUUUCCACCAAGAUAAGAGAUAAGCAAGGUGAUAUCACUGAAGAUGAAACAGUGAGGUUCAAAUCCUACUUGAUGAGCUUAGGUAUUGAUGACCCAGUCACCAGAGAUGCAUAUAAAAGCAGCAAUGAGUACUUUAGGCAGUUGGCAAGGGAGUUGGCACAAAUUUUGGAAGAACCUUUAAGGGAGGUUGGUGGCAUAAUGGCCCUAACUGAUGUCUACUGUAGAGUGAACAGAGCUAGAGGUUUGGAGCUUCUGUCUCCUGAAGAUGUAUUAAAUGCUAGCCGGCAAUUGGCGCCACUCAAUUUACCUGUGAUUUUAAGAACCUUUGACAGUGGUGCCAUGGUUCUUCAGUUGGCUUCUCACAAUGAAGAAGUCAUUGUUCAAGCCAUAGAAGCGCUGUUGGAGGAGAAAGGUUCCAUAACGGUUGAGGAACUGGCACAAUCCGAGGGAAUAUCUAUCUUGUUGGCGCGGGAGAGACUGAUAGUUACAGAGCUACAUGGAAAAGCUUGUAGGGAUGAUACGAUAGAGGCAUUGAAGUUCUAUCCCAAUCUGUUUCUCACCCAGUCCUGAAUGCC